Messenger RNA from Ostertagia ostertagi, 252 nucleotides. Lineage: Eukaryota; Metazoa; Nematoda; Chromadorea; Rhabditida; Trichostrongylidae. The record is from the annotation of a GenBank genome assembly.
GGAGGUGCACAUCUGCAGCGAAAAAUCCAAGCAGCUAAUGAGUCGGCGGAGUCGUUUCGCGUCGUUCUACGCAUCACUAUCGCUUUGUUGGUCUUCACAUUAGUGUUCACACUUCUGAUGUUUCUGCACUAUAAACGAACGAUUAGCAUAUGGCCGAGUCUCCAUCCUUACCAUAAGCCGGUGCCCACCACGACUGGAGUCCCCUUUGAAGACCUCACGGAACCAGGUCCUGAAGAUAUUUACAAUACAUAA